AUGGCAGGAGGAAUAAUGGGAGCUCCAAUGCCAAUGAGAGGACCAAGACCAAGAAAACCAGCAGCACCAGCUGACGAUGACUCAGCGGCAGCAAAGACUGAGACACCAGAGGAAGGUGUAGAAGCAACAUCAAGAAGAAGAUUAAUGAAGAAAGGACGCUGCGCUCGUACAAGAAAGUUCAAAACAGAAGAAGAUGAAGACUAA
Messenger RNA from Trichomonas vaginalis G3, 204 nucleotides. Its product is annotated as structural constituent of nuclear pore. The record is from RefSeq and is a predicted model, not a curated record. The transcript has a single exon. NCBI's taxonomy places the organism in Eukaryota, Parabasalia, Trichomonadida, Trichomonadidae. Bases 1 to 204 code for a protein of 67 amino acids.